Messenger RNA from Mercenaria mercenaria, 2500 nucleotides. RefSeq lists its product as uncharacterized. NCBI's taxonomy places the organism in Eukaryota, Metazoa, Mollusca, Bivalvia, Venerida, Veneridae. Bases 245 to 877 code for a protein of 210 amino acids. The record is from RefSeq and is a predicted model, not a curated record. The transcript is spliced from 4 exons.
GGCCACGUGGUUAGCAGCAUCGCUUUUGGCUACCAAACUGACCUCAUUCUCCUUGAAUUUAGUAAAAUAAUCUGUAAAAGAUCCUUUGGAAGCGAAGAAUGAAUCCAAGUACAAAUGAAGUACGGGGAGACUUUUUACAGCCGCCACACGGCACUUGGAGAUUGCUGUUGUGAUAGCUAAUAAAGUCUGUAAAAAGAUCCGAUCCGGUAAAGGUAUUCGACAAGACUGACCUGUACACAUUGACAUGAAUUCACCUUUACAAGAAGUGCCGUCUACCCCGUCUUUGUCGUUGUACACUGCAGUUCUGAAACGCAAUGCAAAUACUCCAGAAGCUGUUGUACCGGAUGGAUUCUUUGAUUAUAUUCAAGACCAAUCUGUCAGCGUGCCUGGAACACCAGUCCCGGCUGCAUUACCAUCUUCACCAAGGACACCAAACGCAUGGUCUCUGACAAGGUCAAUGUCUCGUCAAGGCAGGCGUUAUAUCUACAAUCCAUCUCUUGCUUCAAGAUUUGUUCGAAAUUCCCCAGCAGGAAGCAAAUAUCUCGGAGAGCAAGUGGUCCCAUCAACACCAGUGGGAGGGUUUGCCCUACCAUGUACACCAACAAGCUCACAAAGACGGAGAACAUCCCCUAGAAUGCAAGUUAACACGCCUAAUACUGUAGACAAUGAAGUUACCAUAGAUGCUGCAGGAGACAGACCUCUUAAGAGAAAGAAGGUGGAAAACCAGAGACAGACCAACUCCUACAUUAAUAAAACCCCAACGUCAAGGCCAAGAAGUCAGCGGAGAGAAGCUGUAGUAAGAUAUAGGAGAUCGCCAGAAGCUGUCCGAGAAUCUGGUGAUGCUGCGAUAUUUCAGGAUUUUCUUGAUCUUAUCUAACUAACGUUACAUAAACGUGACGUACUAAACGGCGUACUCGUCCUAAAUAAAAAAGUGACCGCCAAGUAACAUAAGGAUACUGUUUUUAUCCGCUGGCCACCUCCAGUAUCGUUUGAAAAUCAAUAUUAAGAAUCAUGAACCUACAAUUGUUUAAAACGCGUUCCUGUUUUAAGUGUUCACAAUACGGAAAUAUGUUUCUUACGUCGGUAUUUUCCAGCAUUCUGUACUUCAUGUGUUAAGGUAAGCUUGUUGUCUUGUCUACAUUUAAAUCCGAACACAGGUUUACUAAAGUCAACAUAGAUAAUUUUGUGUCUCACCAUUUACGAUUAUAUCAGAAAGGGUGGUGUUUGUUAGUACGCUUUGACCACAGUAUAUCUGUAAACAUGCUUUGUACAAAUUCUGUAGACUUUUGAGCAACUGCCCAAAAACCUUUGUGUAAAACUGAAUUAAUCUUUAGCUAGCGUUCCUCAGCAAAGACGCGAACAAUUUUAAAUGCAUUUCCUAGAGUUGGGAAAUUUGUUCUAGUAAAUGGGCGGAGGGGUGGGGCGAAAGAAAGCAGCAACGCACAGUGGGCGGGUUUAACUUGGCUGUCAGCAGCACGUGCUUAAAAUAAUGCCCGGUCUUCUCCAUCAUUAAAGCGGGAAAUUCGUCUUAUGAUCAUGCAGACUUUAAACCAAACAAAAAUUAUGUAAAGGAAAUUAUGAUUUUUUUUAUUUGAACUGGCCAAUAUUUCUAAAUUGAAGAUAUUUUUGAUUUUACAUUUAGACAUUUAUCGUUGACCAAAAAGUUCUGCAUACGGUUAGUGUUCGGUUUGACAUAUAGCCCCAAAAGAGCAGACAAAUGACAAUAAGUAACAAACACACUAUUUUAGAUAGUGAACCUUUAUUAACUUGAAAAUGUUUACAAGUAUAUUAAUACAGAUAUGAUAUGCAGAUAGAAAUACUGCACAAUGUUGAAUUAUAAUUUUUCAUUAGAACAUGCAUAUAUGAAAUGUGAAUGUAUACCAGUCAACAAAGAAUCAAUCCUACAGCCACUGUUGCUCGUACUAUUUUGUUAGAAAAAAGCGCCCAUAUCCCUACAUUUACAGCUUAGAUAGAGGAUUUUUAAUACUGUUUUUUUAUAUGUCAUUUUGCAUGUAAAAUGUGCACUGCAAUUCAAACAUACCAGUGGAACCGAACUCCACAAUUAUUGACAGUAUUAAAGCAUUAUUCAUAUCAAGAUUGUCAAUGUCAUCGAGUAACUCGAAUUAUUAAUUGCUCUUUCAUUACUGAAUGCAAAUACAAAACAUCAGCAUCUGACAGUACUGUGAAAGGGUACUGAAUAUUUCCCCUCUGUCUACCCUUCCCCGUUUAGCAAUCAAACAAAAUAAAUGGGCUUCUUGCAAGUGAACUUAAGCUUCCAGGUGGCGUUACCUAACGCUUGAAUCAGUGUUGGUUCAUAAACAAUCUUGAACAACAGGAAAGUGUCAAAACCUACUGCAUUACAUGUAAGUUCUUUUUAUAUCUUUGAGCCAUUUCAACUGCAACGCCUACCAAAUAUUUUGUAAGAAAUUCACUUACAAUGUAUUCCCAAAAUGGUUUUCCAAGCUGUUUGCAUAAAUGCACCAUAUGAUUGACUAGACAU